Molecule: messenger RNA, 9061 nt
Organism: Pecten maximus
Lineage: Eukaryota; Metazoa; Mollusca; Bivalvia; Pectinida; Pectinidae
Product: MLX-interacting protein-like
Exons: 18
Coding region: 74-3223 (1049 amino acids)
Biological process (GO): regulation of transcription by RNA polymerase II
Cellular component (GO): nucleus
Molecular function (GO): RNA polymerase II cis-regulatory region sequence-specific DNA binding; protein dimerization activity; DNA-binding transcription factor activity, RNA polymerase II-specific
Source: RefSeq, a predicted model, not a curated record
GUUCUGGAGUAAUGGCGGACGAGCUUGGAAUACUAAGACUUUCGCAUGUUGUUGACAGUGAAGAUAUUCGGAAAUGAUGGGUGUAGAAGCUUGGUCAUUACCCGGUAUUCCGGGUAAUGGCAGGUAUAAAGGUUCGCACAUCAUGAACAUUGAUUCAAGCGGUCGGGAUGAUAAUAUGACUUCGGAUUCGAAAGACGACAGGGACGAUGAUAAGAACACAAUACACAGUGGUCAGUUUAUGUUAAGUCGUGUCCACGAUCAUGACCCAUCACCGUCUCUUGGAGAAGAUGACGGACCAAGGAUAAAUCGCUUGAAAGGAGACAGUUUUGAUUUUCGUCAGGCACGAACGGAUACAGCAAAGAGUUACACGUUUACGUCGGGAAGGAACACAAGGACCAUUGACAUAGACGAAUCGUUAUCAACGUUGUUCGAUUGCAUGACUCUUGCUUACAGUGGUAAACUGACAUCGCCAAAAUGGAAACAGUUUCGUGGCCUGCAGCUGACUAUCAAGGACAAGAUUCGACUCAACAACCUGAUAUGGCGUGAAUGGUGCAUGCAGUAUGUUCAUGGGAAGAACUCAGUUGUGUGUCAGUUUGCUCCACCUCUUUCAGAUGACAUUCACUCAAAGCCAGAGGCAAUCGUGUUGGAAGGGAAAUAUUGGAAGCGAAGACUAGACACUGUCACAUUUGAGUACAAGAAAUGGCGACGUUACUACUGCAAUCAGCGGAAAUACAACAGGAGGAGAAAUGUAGAUAUGUCAGAACUGUUGAACAAAAUGGGGAAUGUGACCAAGUCAACAGCUUCCCAACAACAGUCAUCCACAGAUAUCUACCUGAACAGUACCGACUUCAUGGACAUGGACCUGGAGGAUGAGCUCUUUAAUCAACUUAAUCACUCAAGCUUUACCUUCCCAAAUCCUCGAGAAUUCAGUUCGUUUGGUAUAUCCAGCCUGUUACAGCCAGGUCUUAUCCCUCUACAGCCAAAUCUAGAUGAUACUGAUGCUCUCAUGGACUUUGAAGAACUUCUACAACAAACAAAUACUAGCAAGUCUGGCAGCUCAGUUGUACAGUUCACUGGAAGUACUUCAUCAAAUUCACAGAAAAUUUACCCUGCAGAUGACUUUGACAUUGGUACAGGAUCUUCAUCCAUGUCUUCAUUACGUGCUCUGCUACAACCAACAUCUGCUCCUACUCCUCCACCCCAAAAGAUGGUGACUCAGACCCCUCUUAUUCAGAGCUCACCGGAUCCCCAACUUAUCUCUCCUAUCCCUUCUCCAGCCCAGUCACCACUACCUCCCCAGCCAGACCAGCCAGCAGCAACUCCUGGUGGCAACAAUGCCAUGAUGGAUUUGAUAAAUUUGCUACGCAUGGCUCAACAGUCUCCAGAAAACAAUGGCCAGCUUGUGUCAUUACUUGCCACGCAGCUGUUGGAGACGCAGGCAUCUUCAAGUCAGACUAAUGAAACAUUGCUGCAGAUGCAACAGUUUCAGCAACAACAACAACUUAUACAGCAGCAGCAGCAGCAGCAGCAGCAGCAGCAACAGCAACAACAACAACAACAACAGCAACAACAGUUGUUACAGUUAUUACAACAGACUCAACAGCCUCAACAGCUGCAGAUGCAACAGCCUGCCACACAACAGACUUUUUCAUUACAAAAUAAUCAACAACAACAAAUUUUUCAACAACAACAACAACAACAACAACAACAACAACAGCAGCAGCAGCAGCAACAAGAACAUCAUUUCAGAGUACAACAACAACAGCUUCAACAACCACAGAGGUUGCAACACCCAGGGGAGGUGAAACAACAGACUUUAAGUGCUAACAAAACAACAAAAUCAGACAAACAACCAAACCAAAAUACGAGUCCUUUGCAGGCUGCUCUCUUGUCUGGACUUAAAUCUAAAGUUACAUCUCGUGUGGCUAGCAAAGCUGCUGCCACAGCCUCUGCCACAGCCUCAGCCACAGGGGCUCCUACAGCAUCACCACAGUUUACAAUAGGCAAGGUGAACAAAUCUGCCACGUCAAAGUCUGGAGGGGAGUUUGUUGUGCCAAAGACAAAAGUGAUGCGAAUGAAGACGAGACAAGGACAAACUCCCCUUCUACCUAAAACCUCCUCCUCUACUGUUGUUAGUAAUACAUUGACACCCUCUCAACAAAACACUUACCUGGCUCAACUUCUCACGAAAGGUACGUACCCGGGAGCUGUGAUAAAGGUAGAGAAGGAUGCCACACUAUCUAGUUCUGCUGCCCCCAGUCUGGCCAUGCCAAGCCUAUCACAGCUGCAACCUAUCCGUCCCCAGGAAUCGCUGUCAACACCUUGCAUCCCGACCCAGACUAUCACUAUCAGUGUUCAGGAGACGCCCGAGUUGAGCAGCAGAGUCAGCUUAUUUGGGUCUUCAUCGUCCAACAUCACUGGUAAAUCCAUCGACGACCUCUCUGUGGAUGGUACUGCUGGUGCCAGUUUAAAAUCCAGCCCAGCAUCUAUGGUGGCCGACAGCCCCUCGAUCCUUGAAACUAGCAACCUUGAUAUGGGAAGUCCGAUAUCCGAUACAGAGGGAGCUGACUCCCCUAGGGGGCGCCACAGUAGUGGAGAUGGUGGAGGUACACGCCGUGUGUCUCACACCUCUGCGGAGCAGAAACGCAGAUGUAACAUAAAGAAUGGAUUUGAUGUGUUGCACUCACUCAUCCCAGCUUUAAGUCAAAAUCCCAAUGCUAAAGUCAGCAAAGCAGCCAUGUUACAGAAAACUGCUGACUACUGUAAGAAAUUAAAGUCAGAAAGAGCUCAGAUGCAAAAGGAGGCAGAAAUACUUAAGCAAGAAAUAGAAUCUCUCAACCAAUCUAUAAGUCAGUGCCAGUCCCAGUUACCAGCCACUGGCGUUCCUGUGACAAGACAGCGAGCCGACCGCAUGAAGGAGAUGUUUGAGGAAUAUGUAAAGACUCGUACAUUGGAGAAUUGGAAAUUCUGGAUUUUUUCGAUUAUGGUAAAGCCAUUGUUUGAGGCCUACAAUAACAUGGUUUCAACAGCCAGUGUAGAUGAGAUGUGUCGGACCACCAUGGCCUGGCUUGACCAGCACUGCUCCCUAGUGUCCCUCCGACCCACUGUUCUGAAUGCCUUAAGGCAACUCAGUACCUCCACGAACAUUCUGACUGAUCCAGCCCGUCUGCCUGAGCAAGCCACAGAGGCAGUCAUUAAGUCACAAAAGUCCUCCAAAUCCUGAGCCUCACCCAAGAUCUCAUUGGGUCUAAGUCUGUGGUGGUUGUGGUGUCACACUCGUCUUCCGAGUCCAGACUCUCGUCAGCCUUCAAAGAAUUUGCUCAAAUAUGCGGCAAAAAUUUCGGAAAUCGAAUCCGAAUACAUUUUAUGUGUCAAAAAUUUGAUUUGCAUGUGUCAAAAUUAUUGACUCAAGUUAAAGCUCAAGUGUGUCAAAAGAUUCACUCUAUAGCUUAGCAUUUCAAAAAUAUUGACUCAGUAUCGUGAAUGGCACAUUCUCCUUCAGAAAGCUGCUGCAAUCAGUCAUUUGAUUGAGGUAUUAUGUAGACAGUCAGAAAACUGUAAUACUGCUGUAUUGAAUAAUGAAGAGCAGCAACCCUGACUGUGUGAUUACUCAGUUAUUCCUCUAGAACAGUUUGAGAGCUUAAGAUCGUGAUUCAAAAAGCUGAUCAGCAUGCUGUGUUUAUCUUGCUGCCCUUUUGGCUAUGAGUAGAAAGUUUGCAGUGACGAAUUCACAGUAUUCCUCUACAUAGUUAGGAGAUUCAGUUGGUGAUGAGAGGUCAGUGUUAAAAUAGAAUACAAAACAUCUAUAGAUUUUGUGACUCAAAAGGUCAGGUCAUUAACUUUGACUUUGACACUGACCAAACAGAAAUGGCAUCUUGCAGAUUUCGAUAUUGUGUUUCUGCAGAAGUGGUUUUGCAGAAAGUGUCAGUAACUGUUGAAUGGUUUAUUUUGCUGGUUAAGAUAACUACAGUGAUUAAGUGAUGAUGUAUACAUCGAGAUGUGUUGAGGUGUUUUGUUUAGCCUUUAAAGGAAAGGCAAUAAAAGAAUUUGAAUAGAUUUUGUAAAGUGAUUUGUCUCUACAAAGUAAUAUGUAUAUCUAUUUAAUUUCUGUUGUGAAUUAGCGUCCAAGCAUUAACAUUAUAUUACACUAUAUAUGUGUGAAGAUGUGCGCGUGAUAUACUCCUCACAUUUGAUGGUUUUUCAGUGUUAAAUAGAUUUAUCAGACUAUCCAUGUUUAAAAUGUGCUUUAUUUCAAAACUGCUUUAAUAUCUGUGUAUAUAUAAUAUAGCACAUUUCAUGUCGCACAAUCAUUAUUUUUAGAACUGAUUAAGUUAGAAGAGAAUAGCAUUGGCUAUAAGUCUAUAAUUCAAAACAGUUAAUGUGAUCGAUACUUAAAGAAAAUACAGUCCUAACCGAGUCAUUUGGGGGACAUACAGGUGAAUGCCACAUAUCCAAGUUAACUUGGAUUCUUUGGGUUAAGCAGAUGUUUAGAUAAAUUAUUUUAUGACAGGCAGUAAAUUGAUUUUGUAGGGGAAACUCAGCAGGAGCUCAGAUUAUCAAAAGUUCAGAUAGCUGUAGUAUUGGGAUAUGUGGAGCUCUACUGUACAUGCAUACAAGUAUUUGGUUUCAAGAAAAUUUGAUUCUAUGAUGGGACAUUAGAUUUGAUAUUGCAUCAUUUUUUUUUUUUUUUUUUGUAGGUUCUAUGUGUAAGGAGUUAUUUGAUAACUGUUACCAUUAUUAUGUCUAUAUUUGACCAUGAAUAUAAUAAUACAGGUGUGAAGUUUUUGCCAAGGCUUGCCAGCAUCAGGACAGCAUCUUAACUCUUUGGUCAAAUUGUCUCUUGUGCUCAGGUGAUUUUUAUUUUUGAAGAAAAUAUAAUUUUUGAAUGAUGUAAUUUUAUUUUCUUAUGUGGGUUUCUUUAAGAAUUGAAAAGGCAGGCCUUUCCUUAUGGCAUUAUUACGGUAUAUUGCUUGCUUUAUAUCCUAGCAAUACAUCUCUGGUCAAAAAAUAGGUGACCGUAUCUAUCUCUAGUUUCUGAAACUAUGUUCAGUCACAUGAGUUGUUUCAUUAAAAAUUAGGGAAAAAUGAUGAAAUAUGAUUUUCUUUAAAUUAAGAACUUUUGUAGAUUUUUUUGUAAAAAAUAACCAUAUGACACAAAGAAUUGUUUUGUUUGAAAUUAAAUACAAGAUUCUUUCAUUUAAUAUUCACCACAUUAGGUCUAAUUUUCUUUGAACUAAUUCAGAAAUUUAAAUAUGAUUAGAAUGAUGGUUGUGAGAUUCUUUCUUUCAGAUUGGUUAAGCCUAACUCUGAAGUGAUUUAUUUACCUGGAUCAUUUAGAAGGAGAAGUUAUAAGCUGUUUUGCUCAUUGAUAGUCAUGGUUUUGUUUAGAAAUUCAUUGUUUACCAGUAGUCAUUUUAUAGUGCAACAUUCCAGCUUUUGUUACAGAUAGCCCAGACAAUUUUCCAUAUCAUAUGACAGUCACUACCCACUGAUUUGACCCAUUAAAAACUCAUAGAGUUUUAAAAUGUAUGUACUGAAGAAAUGCACCCAGUAUUGUUUUCACUUCAAACUGUGGAAGGUAUAUUUUUGGAAUCUGAUAUGUAAUCAUUAACUUAAAAACAGGACUCUCGGUCAUGUUAUAAAAUAUCUGCAUUUUAAUUUAACUGUCUCUGGAAUAAGUUUUGCAAUUAAUUCAUAAAUCUAGAGUAUUUGUUAAUGCUGCUUUCAGUUCCAGUAAACAUGUGGCUCACUGACACUUUGUUUUCCUGAUUAUCAUUACUUUUGAGUUGCAAACACAAUUCAGCUAUGUUAAGUUAAUGCAAGUACUGGAAUUUGCAGACAAUUUGAAUAGUUCUGGAUGAAUCAGGUCUGAAUGAGAUUCAGAUAUGUAAAUAGAAAUUCCAUAUACUGGAAUUACAUAGGGCACGAAACAGAAAGUUACAUGACACACUGGUGUCUAAAAUUAGACAAUCCUUAAUUUUGGGGUUUAUAACUAUUUUGUUUAAAACAUUUGGAAUUAAUAAAUGUUAAACUGACUGGUUUUGUAUCUUAAUGGAUUUCUAGCAUGUACUUGUGUGCGAAGUAUAUCAUUGCAUUACCAGUACAUGAAAUAAACAACGAAUGUCCUGUAUCAUAAACACUCCAUUUGAAUGUUAAUCGCAUAAUGCAAACAAGUUCAGGUAUGAUUACCUUUAAAUUUAAAGGACACAAUUUAAACAUGUCUUAGAAAAGUCAAACAAGAGGGUUAUCAAAUCGGUUAAUCCUUCUAAAGGAUUAAAGUUGAAAAGUUGGCUUUCAUUGAUCAAAAAUCAUUUCUGUUUCAUAAUGUGAAAAUUAUAGAUUUAUUUUAGAUAAACAAAGUCUUUUGUUGUAGCAAUAUUUUAAUGUGUUCCUCUGAAAAAAAAGCAAUUGUAUUGCCAACAAAUGACAAUUUAAUCAGCAUUUUAUCAAUUAGAUUUAUCAAAAUUCACUGAACCCCCUUUAGAACAUCACACAUGUAAUUACUAUACAUCUAAUGGAUGUGAUUGCUCCCAUUACCAUUAUGAUAUUCAUCAUAUAGUCAUUUUGAAAAAGUUUAAUUUGUGUAAUAAAUCUUUUUCUUAAUCUUUGUUAUUAAGAGGAUGCUGAUUGCUUUGUAUUUUAACUGUUGAAUGUAUAUAUACCCUGGUAAAUGAAGUGUUAUUUACAUUUUAUUGCCCAUUCUUUCAGUGUUUAAAUAUUGUCAGUAUUAGUGCUAGUCUUAUAAAAAGGUGUGUGCCAAGAUGUGAAGGAAGCAAUGAAGUCAGUGGUAAAUACAUAGAAAUGUACAAUAAAAUAACAGAUCCGACUGUCACAACACUUUUUGUAUAAAAUGAACAUACCUUCACUUGGGCCGUUUUCAUUUUUCCAGCCCAAACGGUUGGACCAGUCAGACCAGUGUUGUUCGUUUAUGUAAUAAAGACGGACCUGGUGAUUUUAUAUUGCUUUCAGACGAGCCUUGACAAAGACUCCCAAGGCCUGUAUUAACAUUUCCAGGUCCUUCAAGUUAUGUUUGAAAUAUUACAUUAAAAACUGACGAACCGGUUUGUCCAGAUAAACGAACAGGCCUGGGGUAUGACUAGCGCCCAAAAUGCAGAUUUUAGUUUCCUGUAUACAAUGUAGGACAGUAAACAAAAAUAUUGCCUUUUCAUGGAUAUUUAAACAUAUUCUCAAUAAUCAGCCUGAAAAUUUCAGCCAAGAACCCUUAGACUGGUGACAUGAAAGCACACUUGAUGAAUUGUGAUUAAAGAAGGGAGAUAAUCCAAAUGAAACACAUUAGAUCUUCGUUAGAUCAUGUUUCUGAAUAGGAGUUUACUUCUGUAUUCUGUACAUGGUAUGUAUGUACAUGUGCAGUAUAUUUUUAAAGGCAGCUUUUUGACAUAGAAAAUUAUCCAUGUAGAUUGUUUUAAGAUAAUUUGUAGAAGAUAUUGUUCUAAUAUAAAAAUAUAUAUAUCAUGUGAUAUGUAACGGCUGUUCAUUCAUUCAACUUUUUGUGAUUCAUGAUUCAAUAAUUAAUGUAUUAUGUAAAUGCUAAUAUUGAUUUAGUGCUUGUGAUGCAAAUUUAUUCUAUCAAUUUCAUGAAUGAUUUUCGAACCGCUUGAGACAUCGAUAUUGCUGUGAUAUGGCGGUAUACAAACUCCUAAUUAAUUAUCAAUUAUGAAACGAAAAAAAAGGUUGCCCUGUUUUGUGAAGAAAUUAGCUUUUCUAUGAAUUAUAUUUCUCUUCUUACAUUCUCAUGAAUGUUUUUUUUAAUAUUGUAAUAAAUUUUGACAAUUCGGUUUUCAAGAAUACUCUUUUUGAGGGUGGUCCUAGAUGAUGACAGUUCAUUUCAGGGAGGACUCAUAAUUUAAUAACAAAUGGUUAAUGAAAUUGUUUUAUUGAUGAUGAGGGAGUGUUUCACAAUUACAUGGUAUAAGUAAAUGAGCAAAAUUGUUUUAAAAUAUCAAAAAGAUUAAUACUUCUGGAAAUACAUGUAGUUACAUAUGAAUACAUAAUAUGAAAUUUUUGUUCGUUUAAUUUUCAUAAACAUAUUGAAAUAUAGUCACAGGGAAAUGAUUAUUGGAUGUUAACCUUUGCUUUCUAAUUAUCACAAAUUUGAAAGGAAUGAAAAAAAAGAAGUCCACAACUGAAUUUCUAAAUAGUCAAACCUCUAGUCUACGUUCGCGAAUACAAAACUUUUUUGAAUUUUCUUGAAUUCUCAUAAUUAGUAGGGUAAGAAUUGAUUGUACAGUAUGUAUCUGCAAUGGAGAUUUGCUGAUUAAUUUGUACAGGUGUUUUAACAUUUUUUGUUACAAUAUACUUGUCUUUCUUAGAGUAAUAAAACAUGUACUAUAAGAAACCUACUAUAUAUCAUCUUCGCUAGCCAAGGCUUCUGAUUAUGUUUCACUCCACGAACGGUUCGUGGAGUGUAACGUAAUCAGAAGCCUUGGCUAGCGAAGAUGUCUAUAUAUAGACUAGGUCUACAUUAGUUGUUAAUACACAUACAGAUAGUGUAAUGGCAAAAAUUCCUUCCCGGUACAAUAUCAACAUUGGGUGUGAUUUGAUAUGUGAUGAUAACAUCUAAAUAUUAUGUUAAUUCCCUGGAAAGUUUUGAUGAAUAAAAUUUGUAUACAUUAACAAAGUAUCACAAAAAAAAAUCAUUGGUUUCACAUCUGUUUAGCUGGAUCUCCAACUGCUGGUGUUGAUAUUUGUGAUAAAGUGGUAUAAUUUUCAAGAUUUUAAUGAUUCUAAAAAAUGAAAAUUAAUUAACACUUACUACAAAUAUUGUUACUUAAAUUGCUUUGACUAUGGCAUUGUCAGUAAUAUGAGCUGUCUGAUGAACAGAGAAUUGUGUGUUUAUAAAAUAUUGAUGAAAUGGUUCAUAUUGAACUAAGAAAAUUUAAAAUGUGAACAUUUUCUUUAUAUCUUCUCUACAAUUGGACAUGCAAUCCCUAGGUGUGUAUGUGUGAGUAUCAUUAAUGGAUAUAUAGGGCAAAGUUACUCUGCAUUCUUAUCUUUGUCCAUUUAGCAUUGGGCUAUCAAGUAAACUAUUGUAUAUACAUUA